AUGGGGCGGGAGCAGAAACGGCGGCAGGAAGCGCGAAGAGUCAAGCAGCUUCUUGAGCGAGGCCAAGUGGAUCGCAGGUUGCUGACGGCGGAGGAGGCACAGAAGUUGUUUCUAUGUAUUGACAGAGGCGAGGUCCAGCAGUUCGGGAUUGCUGCUUUGGCUGCUAUAGAACUUAACGGACAUUACGAAGCCCCUUGGUGCUGUGGUGUGCCCAAGAUGUCUUUGCUGGACUUUGCAGCUUGGCGUGGCCGGGACAGUUUCGUUUCUGCUUUGGUGGCUGCCAAUGCUGACCCAACGGAGAAAGCCCUCGACGACGCGGCCACCAUCAUGGCAAAGCUACCCAGGUCGUAUGUCGCUUGGCUGGCGCGUGCCGCCGCCCAGUCCAGGCAUCGAGCUGGCCAAGCUGCGUCGUCGAAUGUGCAUCCGUCUGGUGCGAACUGCAUCUGCAAAGACGGCAAUUCGCAGUUCGCGUCUCUGUGGAUAUUUUCGCCCUGUGCGCACCGCUGUUGUCCUCUGUGUCCUUGGCGCGGCUUUCGCGGGUUUGGCUAUGGACAAGUGCCGGAACUGCUGUGUCCUGUUUGCGGUGUAUCGUUUCAGGAUCCUGCUUUGAGUUUCGUGGGACAGCGCCGGGGCAUCAUCAGGCACGGUCCUGCUGGUCCUCUUGCUGAACAUGUCCCUUGCAAGACUUGCGGCUGUCUCAAUGCACCUGGGUCGUGCUACUGCAUCAACUGCAGCUUCGCGGUGGGUCAAGUGUCCUCCUUCACCCAGGAGCCAGAAGCAAAGCUGCAGAGUUUGGGUUUUUUCUUGCCAGAUUGGCUAAGAACACAUGGGCAGAAGGCACUGCGACGGCGGCGAACUCUCAAGAAAUGGCAGGCAUUGCCGGAAGAAAUACCAGAAGAUAUGGAAGAACGCUUUGAACUGCAAGCUGCUCUGGAGGCCAGCAGGCCAAAGCAUGGAAAUGCUGGAAGUUCGGAGUUUUGCCUUCCAGCAUUUUCUGCAAUCUGCGCACUCUGCACACCCCUCUGCACACCCUUGAGGCCCUUGCUCCAAAGCCUGGGUUGCAGAGACGGGUCUCUGCAUUCGGCUAAGGUGGCGAAGGCUAAGCCAAAACGGCUCGCCGGCGCCUUCCGUGCUCUGAGUCCCAGCGAAGUGGCUGCGGAAAAGCUGGGCGUCACACGGAAGAACCGCUCCGAGCGCUUCCGAGCAGCGGCCGAAGUCGGAGAUUUUCGACGAGUCCAAGCAAUGCUGGAUGCCGGAGUGGACAUCGAUUCGCCCAACGAGUAUGGUCAGACGCCCCUCUUUUUGGCAGCCUUCGAAGGGCAUCGAGACUUGGUUCAGUUGCUUCUUUCCUGGGGCGCUGAUCCGACCAAGCGCUGCCAUGGUGGCGGCCUUCCGGCUCUCGCUCCCUCAGCCUCAGCCCUUCGGAUGCGGUCGCCCAGGUGUGACCCGGUCUUUCCGGUGAGACUGCCGUUGCCAGAGCACGUGGCUCAUCUCGGAGCCCUACACGUCGACAGCUUUUUCGAGGAAUGCUUUCUGACAUGGCUCCAGGAGCUCUGGAAGUCCCUUCCGCCUGCUCCUUUCGCACACGAGGGCGAUGCACCCGAUGAACCUCUAGCUGAGGAAUCUCAGCACCAGAAAAUGCCGUGCUCCCGUUCAAAGGCUCGAGGCCGUGGAGUGGACCGAAGCCGUCAAGACGCUGCACCGCAAAGAAGCUACUACUUCGACGCAGAUGGCCUCGUGACAUCGCAGCUUGCGGCAGCAGUGGAGUGCGCUGGUUUAGAGGCGGUACCACAGAUGCGCUUCCUGCACUAUGCCAGAGCCGGGGGCUCCUUGCCACCGCACACGGAUCUUUCGAGGCGUGAUUGGCGCACCGGGCAGCGAACGAGCCAUACCUUCAUUUUAUACCUUGAGGGGGCUGUGGAGGAGGGAGGUGGCGAAACAGUCCUGCUGGAGAGUCUGUCCGGUGGCCCUCUCGCCGAAGUGAGCCCUGUUCGUGGAAGGCUGCUAAUCUUUCCCCACGACUGUGCGCACAAGGCAAUGCCUGUCGUGCAGCCAAAGCUCCUGCUUCGGGGCGAGAUGAGAGAAAAACACAUGUUCGGUUUGUUGAUGCUUUGCUGUUAG
Molecule: messenger RNA, 2121 nt
Organism: Symbiodinium sp. CCMP2456
Lineage: Eukaryota; Dinophyceae; Suessiales; Symbiodiniaceae
Source: the annotation of a GenBank genome assembly